CAUCUUUAAAUGCGAUAGUUGUCUAUCGCACUUCCCACCUCCAACACCACAUGAACACAGAGGUUUGUGUGUGAUCCAUCUCCAACAUGUCGACAACCGCCCCAGCAGCUGCGGUUGCAGGCGCGCAGAGAAGAGAGGAAGGUGGAAUGAGUGUUCGUUGCUCUGCUGUCCUACAACUCCAAGAUACCGUAAUGCUAAUUUAUGCAAUAGCCAUUAAUCAAGUCAGCCCUGCAAGGACUCGCUGUCUUCAUGGCCAUGCAACUCUUCAUGAACAAAUUCAUGAACAAGCCCAAUACCACUACUGCCGUGACCGACGGAUCCGGCACCGUGGUAAAGGCUCGUGCCAACGAUGCUCCAAUACCCGCCUUCCACGAUCGACCGGGUGUCCUCGACCAAGAUGCGGUAUGGAGCUCGAUCCCGCAACGAAUAGCCCCCAUGUGGCCUGUAGAUACACCAAUGGAUAUCACCGUUGUCGUUUCCCCCACCUUCCAUAGAGAACAAAUAUCGAAGGUUGAGAAGGAGAGACGGAUUGUAGAAGAGACGGGCUUUGUAUUGGGCGAUUACAAUCAGAAUCGGGUGAUUGAUACCACUUUUGCCGUGCCCAAGGAGGUACAGAAUAACGGGACGUUAUGGGCGCAUUUCUUCGUGGGGAUUUCGGGGAGUAAAUUGGAUCCCUCGAGCCCGGGAUAUGAUACCACUCGCGCAUACCACUUCGUCCACCCUUUAACUCAAUAUAUUGUGCAAAAGAAGGUUAAGAAGACGAAGAAUCUACUUGCAGCUGCUGAGGAAACUCCGGAAGUCGAGGAGGAAGUGCCAUCCGGACCUACUGUCAAUUCUCACUAUCAUCCCAAUGUCACCUUUUCCUUCAUUCCGGAUUCGGCUGUCAUGGACUUCCCUAGUAUUUCACCUGCCGUACGACAGUAUGUUCGUUUGGAAGCAACAGGAGCAAGAGAUGGAUCAGGACAAAAUGGAUGGUAUUAUCCAGUUCUGUUCGUCAAUACUUUUUGGCAACUCAAAACGCAUAUGACGACUCUGAACUCUACCGUCACUCGACUUCCUAUUCAUAUUGAUUUGAACAAUUUCGCUAAUUGGAAGUUCUCUCUCCUUGCAAACAUUGACGAGAACUCCAAGCAAGCUGCUCGGAAUGCUGCCCAAGGUAUCUCUUCUCCAGGUGGUGGAGAUGGAAGUGAGUUCGAGAUGAUCAAAGAAGUCCUCAUAGACACAAACCCCUGGCUUCUUGGUACCACUAUCAUUGUCAGUAUUUUCCAUAUGGUAUUUGAGAUGCUGGCUUUUAAAUCCGAUAUCUCACAUUACCGUAACAAGAAAAAUAACAUUGGUAUUUCUGUCCGUUCUAUCCUUGGUAAUGUUUUCAUGCAAGCUGUCAUCUUCCUCUACUUGUUGGACAACAAUGAAAAUACUAGUAAGUAUUUCCUAGACCUCCAAACUACAUUGAAGAUUUUCCGUACUGAACUUAAACAGGUUGGAUGAUUCUCUUCAGUCAAGGCAUGGGCAUAGCUCUGGAAUUCUGGAAAAUCACCACAGUGGUCGAUGUUCGAAUCCGUGAUUCUGCGCCCGGCUCCUUCCUCCCUUACCGCAUCGCCUUUGAAGAUAAACACGUCCUCUCAGAAACCGAAGAGAAAACCAAAGAGUACGACGCCGUAGCAUUUAAAUACCUCUACCUGAUCGCUGUGCCUCUCCUCUUCGCCUACGCAGGUUACUCCCUCUACUACGAAACCCACAAAUCGUGGUACUCCUUUGUCAUCGCCACACUCGUCGGCUCGGUAUACGCAUACGGUUUCCUCAUGAUGGUCCCAAGUCUGUAUAUCAACUACCGAUUAAAGAGUGUGGCGCAUAUGCCAGCCAAGGCCAUGACGUAUAAAUUCCUUAACACGUUUAUUGAUGAUCUAUUCGCGUUCACGAUUAAGAUGCCUACCCUCCAUCGUCUGGCAACGUUGAGAGAUGACGUUAUUUUCUUUGUGUAUCUGUAUCAGAGUUGGAAGUACAAGGUUGAUUACACGCGAGUUAAUGAGUUUGGACAAGGGGGUGACGAGGAUGAGAUCAAGGAGGUCAAGGAGAUUGAGGGGAGGACUGUUCCGCUUGAUUCGGCGGGUAUUAAGCAGAUUGAGGGGGGUGAGGGUGCGAUUAAGGUUAGUGGGAGUGAGAAGAAGGGGAAGGCUAGUAAACGGAAAUAGAGGGAUUCGUGAACGAAUAGAUGGGUGGGUGGAUGGGUAUAUAUUUAAUGCUAUUUGGGUCGUACCUAUUGGGUCAUGGUCUUUAGAGCUACGAGUUUUGGAAUGAGAU
This is a messenger RNA of Hymenoscyphus albidus, 2301 nucleotides long. The record is from the annotation of a GenBank genome assembly. Lineage: Eukaryota; Fungi; Ascomycota; Leotiomycetes; Helotiales; Helotiaceae.